ACCUGAGCAGAAGAGGAUUUGCUUCAGUCCCAGGGUUGUUCUUCUGGCCUUGCACAGAUUUUAACUUGGCGAGGAUGAAGAGUGUCGUGAUGAUCAUUCUCACGUCUGCUCUGGUUCAAGCAGGUUUAAAGGAAAUGUGUCCACACGAAGGCUACUGUGUCACUUUAGAUGAUGGAGUCAUAACUGCAGAGAGUGGACUCUGUGUGGAGAUUCCAUGCUCCUUCAAGACUCCUCAGAGCUUCACUCCUCAACACAUGCUUUGGUUCAGAUGUGAACAAAGGCAUGAAAGGUGCGACUCUUCAUCAAACCUGAUCUACUCCACUGACAGCAGCUCAGCCAUCAGGGAAGAAUUUGAAGGACGAGUGUCACUGUUGGAGUCUGAUGUGAGUCAGAGGAACUGCAGCAUCAUCAUCAACGACCUCUCACUGUCAGAUUCUGGAUGGUACCAGCUCAGACUGACCAGCAAAGACAAUGGAUACACAUAUGGGACGAAGCAAGAGAUUUCUGUCAGAGGUCUGAGGCAAAAGCCCACCCUGGAUGUCCCUCGACUGAAAGAGGGUCAGCUGACAGCACUGACCUGCACUGCUCCUGGACUCUGCUCCGGAUCUGAGCCCACUAUUAGCUGGAAGUGGGAAGGCAAAGGGAAGAGUCCUCACCUGGUUGGAGGAAACAUCACUCUUCAGAAGAGUGUUUCUCUUGGUGCUGUGAGGAGACAGUACAGCUCUACUCUGAUAUUCAGCGCUUCUUCUGAGCACCACAGCAGCAGCAUCACCUGCACUGUUGUCUUCAAACACGGUGGGAGCACAGAGGAGAAACAGACUCUUGCAGUGCAGUACCUGAAGAGCGUCACCAUCACUGGACAAACACUUGUGAGGCAGGGUGAGACUUUGUCUCUGCACUGUGCUGCUGACAGUUUCCCUCCGGUUCUGGUCCAAUGGACCAAAGGCAAGACGUCAGAAGCUCUGGCUCGCAGCACUGGAGAAGCUGCCUUGAUGAUCCCAGCCGUGACUAAAGAGCAUUCUGGGCCGUACAGAUGCACUGCAGAACAAGGAAGUAAACAAGUGAUGGAGGAGGUCCACGUUAAAGUCAAGUGGUUUGCUGGGAUCUUGAAUGGCUCUAGAUGUGAGCAGGACUCGGCAGCUCUCACUUGUGUCUGUGGCAGUCAGGGCCACCCCUUACCCUCCAUCUCCUGGCCGCUGCUGACCGACCACAGUGACUCUCACAUCCAGACCAACGUAUCAGGAGAUGAAAUCUGGAGCAGCUUCAGCGUGAAAGAUGGCCACAGUGUGAAGACUGUUGUGUGUGUUGUCACUCAUGAGGACGGAGAAACAAAGGAGGAACUUCCUGUUCUGAAUCAUGACAGUCUGUUCAAGUUUCUAACAGUGGAAGUCCUGGUGGCAUUUCUGGUGGGAGUGUUUUUGUCUGGGAUCAUCGUCUUUGUGCUGCAGCUCAUUUGUUGCAGAAACACAAAGAAGUCAGAGGGAGGACCCCAGGAACCGGAGCCAGCAUGGAAGGAUGUGCAUUACUCUACCAUCGACUUCUUUCACUUGAGAGGAAAAGGUCCCCACAAGGCACCUGAGACGACGGAGACAGAAUACUCUGAAAUCAAGAAGCAUGAUGUGACAACGGCUGCUGAAGACUCAGAAAAACACAGUGAAGAAGAACAAGACAAGAAUCCGGUUCUGGAGAGGCAAGAGACUGACCAGGAGAUGGCGCUGUAUUCCAACAUUAGUGAGAUCAGUCAUGGCACCAAGUGAAGUUGAUGUAAUACUCAAUGUUAUGUAUUUUGCCAUCAUCAUUUCUUUGACAUCCUCAUAAAAAAGGCUUCUUUCUGGACAGU
Messenger RNA from Synchiropus splendidus (mandarinfish), 1840 nucleotides. RefSeq names its product sialic acid-binding Ig-like lectin 14. The record is from RefSeq and is a predicted model, not a curated record. Bases 75 to 1757 code for a protein of 560 amino acids. NCBI's taxonomy places the organism in Eukaryota, Metazoa, Chordata, Actinopteri, Syngnathiformes, Callionymidae. The transcript is spliced from 8 exons.